Molecule: messenger RNA, 2637 nt
Organism: Xenopus tropicalis (tropical clawed frog)
Lineage: Eukaryota; Metazoa; Chordata; Amphibia; Anura; Pipidae
Gene: atp6v1c2
Product: ATPase, H+ transporting, lysosomal 42kDa, V1 subunit C2
Exons: 13
Coding region: 323-1468 (381 amino acids)
Biological process (GO): proton transmembrane transport
Cellular component (GO): proton-transporting V-type ATPase, V1 domain
Molecular function (GO): proton transmembrane transporter activity; proton-transporting ATPase activity, rotational mechanism
Source: RefSeq, a predicted model, not a curated record
GGCCACCUACCUGGCCCAGAUAAAACCUGAGCUGCUGGGGAAGUGCUGUGCAAAGCAGGACAUACAGGUGAGAGCUGCCACUAGCUGAGGACUGGGAGCAGUUGAACAGAGAAAGAGGAAACCAUAAGGACUGGAGGUAGAAGAAAGAUAAGGAUAAAGAAAGGGACAGGUGCAUAUCAAGUACUUCAGAGAAGCGGAAUCGUCGUUUUUUUCCUCCAGAUCCACUGGUGGAGUCAGGUUUUGAUUCAACCUACAGAGGGUGCUUGCUAUGAAAAGAACAUUUCUACGCCAUCAGGAAAUCAAGUAAAUAUUUUGAUUGAAAAUGUCUGAAUUGUGGUUAAUUUCGGUGCCUGGUGAUAAAACCAACUUAACAGCUUUGGAUAGAAUGAAUACAGUGACUUCCAAAGCUAACCUGUCCAGCAAUGCCAAGUUUGUCAUACCAGAACUAAAGGUGGGGACUUUGGAUGCCCUUGUUGGACUUUCAGAUGAAUUGGGGAAACUCGAUGCGUAUGCUGAAAGCUUGAUUAAGAAGAUUGCCCAAUACAUAGGAGAAGUCAUGGAUGAUUCAACUGACAAAGCCCAAGAAAAUUUGCUGGCAAAUGGAGUGGACCUUAUCAGCUACUUAGCUCGCUUUGAGUGGGACAUGGCUAAGUAUCCAGUCAAGCAACCACUGAAGAACAUAAUGGAAGUAUUAAGCAAGCAAAUGUCACAGAUAGACACAGAUUUAAAGUCCAGGUCUUCUGCUUACAAUAACAUUAAAGGGAGCCUGCAAAGCCUGGAGAGGAAAACUGUGGGCAACCUCUUGACAAGAACCUUAGCUGAUAUAGUGAAUAAAGAAGACUUUGUCCUAGACUCAGAAUAUCUGGUCACACUACUUGUGGUUGUUCCAAAGUCAAGUUAUGGUGCAUGGCAAAAAACGUAUGAAUCGCUGUCUGAUAUGGUGGUUCCACGCUCGACCAAAAUGAUUGCCGAGGAUGCAGAAGGAGGCCUUUUCACAGUGACCUUAUUUAGAAAAGUAAUGGAUGACUUUAAAGCGAAGGCCCGGGAAAACAAAUUCAUCGUUCGGGAAUUUCUCUUUAACGAGAAGGAACUGCAGUCAGAAAAAGCUGAAAUCGUUAAACUGGCGGCUGAUAAAAAACAGCUUUAUGGUCCCCUGCUGCGCUGGCUGAAAGUAAAUUUCAGUGAAGCUUUCAUUGGCUGGAUCCAUAUCAAAGCCCUGCGAGUAUUUGUGGAGUCUGUCCUAAGGUAUGGAUUACCAGUGAACUUUCAGGCAGUGGUUCUGCAGCCCAACAAGAAGUCCAUGAAGAGAUUACGGGAUGUACUCAAUGCCAUCUUUAGGCACCUGGAUGAAAAUGCAGCUGCAAACAUGAAGGAUAUUGGUAUGGAGAUUCCGGGCUUGCAGCUCAGCAGCCAAGAUUAUUAUCCCUAUGUCUGCUUCAAGAUAGACCUGACUAAUCUGGACUUUUAACUGCUACAGCACUUGUUCAUUACUUGUACCUGUAUUUAUAUGGUAUUAACGUGCCCACAUUAUGUUAUACAUUGCUUACACUGGGCUUGCUUGGAGACAAAUACACCCGUGUUGUAUCCCAACACACAAUGACUUCUCAAUGCUUUCUCUAACACUGACCUAUUUGAUUUAUCUAUGAUCUAUAACCUGUGGCCCUCCAAAGGGUGUUGGGGAGGAGGGAACACUGGGAGUUGUAAUCCAGCAAUAGUCUGUCAGAUUCCUGUUUUGUAGAGAUCAAGGGUAGUUAUUGCGCUGCCCUACUGCUCCCAACCAUUCACAUAUCAUCUCAAGGAAAAGUCAGAGCUGCUCAAUCUGAGGCCCCACCGACAUCAUGAUUUUAUUAUAAUCAGGUGCCAGAAUAUCAUGUGAUACAGUGGAUAAGCAGCCCCCUGGGACUACUUUAACCAUUCAAUGCAUAGUAAAGUUUUUUUCUUUUAUCUUAGGGGUUGUUCAUCUUGUUAACUUUUGUUAACAAGAUGAACAUCUAAUUAACUUUUAGUAUGAUGUAGAGAGUGAUAUUCUAUAACAUUCUAAAAGUUAACUCAAAGGUGAACCACCCCUUUUAACGCAUAAUAAUGAAAUGUUCCUAAUAAUUAUAUAUGGGGUUUGCUGCAUAUAAGCAUCAUCAUUAAUAACUAUUCUAUAACUUUUUAUCUUGCCAUUUUUUAACAGUGAGGGUUACAGUGUCACGUUGGAGGAGGAAUGGGGGGGAUGUAUAAACUAGGGCAGGGCUGCACCACUGAAGGCCUUUGGGCCGGAUGUGGCCCCCCAGCCUGCUCAGGGGUUCAUAGGUUAUACCAUGUAGCAUUGUCAUUUUAACUGAAUCCAGCCUUCCAACAUGCAUUAUGAGAUGUAAUUGGCUCACUGCAUGUUGGCCAGCACUGUAAUAGGGCAAAUGAAUUAGGAUGACUGCGCUAAAGCUGAGCAUAUAGAUCUAUUAGGCAGAUACACAAAUGAUCCUAUGAUAUGAACAUAACGCUUUAUAAUGUAUAAUUGGGAUGAAUUCAAGCAACUUGAGACUAUUACUGUCUGUACAUCAGUGCAUGUAGCCAAGCUGCCUGCCUGCAUAACCUUUACAGCCUGCACAGGAAACAACUAAAUAUGCAAUAUUAAACCUACGUUAAAAUAUA